AUGGACGAAGGCGUUCUGAAGAAAGUUUGCAAGUUUUUGAAAAAACAAAAGGAUAACGAAGCAAUUUUUCAGACGUUUUGGGAAGGGACAAAGGAGUUCUACCCAGUCGAUUUGUCCAAGACGAAAGUCAAAGCAUGGCUUAAAGAGCAUCCUGAACGCUUUGAAAUUAUCAAAGCUGAAACUGGGAAUCCUUUCGGUAAGAUAAAAUUAAAAGUAGAAGCGUCUAACUAUGUUUUGCCAACCACAACUAGAGAGGAAGACUUUAAAAUUGCACAAAAAUUGAUUGAAUCUGUCGAUAAUAGAGAGGAAAAUGGCCAUUUGUUUGCGAUUAUUUGUAAGAAUAAAGCUCAGAUAUUUCCCGAGAAGUUACGAGAUAAGAAACAUAUCAGAAAGUGGUUGGCAGAGCAUGAAAAGUGGUUUAAAGAUGUAAAAGAUGCUAGUGGUGGGCUUUCAGUUGAAGUGUUGGCUAAGGCGAGACAUUUAAAGAAACCUGGGCCGCCAUUGCCACACGUUCGUUCAUUGCUACCUGCUCCAGUAUUUACGAGCGAAAAAAGGGAGAGUCGUGGCAAGGCAACGCCUCAGAAAGCAAAAGAUGAGACUGAUCCAGUUGAUCUUUUGAAAAUGGCAGAUAAUAUUACGUUGAGAAUCUCAGGGAAACUUAAGAAUGAAGGAGGGACAAUCCCAUUUGAAUCUCUUCUCAAUGCAAAGGAUGUAAUCUAUCCCUUAUGUGAGGAAGAAGCCUUAAUAUCUUUCUUGGCAGCUUUCCCUUUGAAAUUUGAGAUCAUGGAUUUGGAAGGGUUAGGCAAGUGGGUUCAUUUGAAAGGAACUGACAAUGCCAGUCCUAACAAUGUCGGUGGUAACAAUGCCA
Messenger RNA from Paramuricea clavata, 868 nucleotides. The record is from the annotation of a GenBank genome assembly. Lineage: Eukaryota; Metazoa; Cnidaria; Anthozoa; Malacalcyonacea; Plexauridae.